This is a messenger RNA of Saccharomyces kudriavzevii IFO 1802, 2112 nucleotides long. RefSeq names its product putative serine/threonine protein kinase HRK1 (gene HRK1). The transcript has a single exon. NCBI's taxonomy places the organism in Eukaryota, Fungi, Ascomycota, Saccharomycetes, Saccharomycetales, Saccharomycetaceae. The record is from RefSeq and is a predicted model, not a curated record. Gene Ontology annotation, molecular function: protein serine/threonine kinase activity; ATP binding. Bases 1 to 2112 code for a protein of 703 amino acids. Gene Ontology annotation, biological process: protein phosphorylation; intracellular signal transduction.
AUGCCUAACCUACUGUCGAGAAACCCCUUCCACGGUCAUCAUAAUGAUCACCACCAUGACCGUGACGGUUCAUCUAAUAAUCCGCCGCAGUUGAUCAGAAGCUCUAAAUCUUUCCUAAAUUUUAUUGGUAGAAAACAAAGUAAUGACUCAUUAAGAAGCGAGAAAUCUACCGAUUCCAUGAAAUCUACCACAACUGCCACUAAUUAUACUACGACAAAUCUCAAUAACAAUUCUCAUAGUCAUACCAACACGACUAGUAUCUCAACGAACAACAAUAAUAAUUACAGUGAAACAAAUCAUCAUCAUAAUAUCUCUCACGGACUCCAUGACUAUACUUCCCCAGCAUCACCGAAACAAACACACUCCAUGGCAGAAUUGAAAAGGUUCUUCAGACCCUCUGUAAAUAAAAAAUUAUCCAUGUCCCAACUUCGUUCGAAGAAACAUAGCACCCAUUCCCCGCCACCAUCGAAGUCAACUUCUACAGUUAACUUAAAUAACCACUAUCGUGCUCAGCAUCCCCACGGUUUUACAGAUCACUAUGCUCAUACCCAAUCUGCUAUACCGCCGAGUACAGAUUCCAUCUUGUCUUUGUCUAAUAAUAUCAACAUAUAUCAUGAUGAUUGUAUUUUGGCUCAGAAAUACGGGAAAUUGGGUAAACUACUGGGAUCUGGUGCAGGCGGGUCCGUUAAAGUUCUUGUAAGACCUACUGAUGGUGCUACUUUUGCCGUUAAGGAAUUCAGGCCAAGAAAACCAAGUGAGAGUGUAAAAGAGUAUGCCAAGAAAUGUACCGCAGAAUUUUGCAUCGGUUCAACUUUGCACCAUCCAAACGUCAUCGAAACUGUUGACGUGUUCUCUGAUUCCAAACAAAACAAAUACUAUGAAGUCAUGGAGUAUUGUCCGAUUGAUUUCUUUGCCGUUGUCAUGACGGGUAAAAUGUCCCGCGGCGAGAUCAACUGUUGUUUGAAACAACUGACCGAAGGUGUUAAAUAUUUACAUUCCAUGGGGUUAGCACACAGGGAUUUGAAGCUAGAUAACUGUGUCAUGACAUCUCAAGGUAUUUUGAAGCUAAUUGAUUUUGGUAGUGCUGUUGUUUUCAAAUACCCUUUUGAAGAUGUCGUAGCAAUGGCCCACGGAAUCGUUGGUAGUGAUCCUUAUUUGGCGCCAGAAGUAAUCACUACCACCAAAUCCUAUGAUCCUCAAUGCGUCGAUAUAUGGUCUAUUGGGAUUAUAUACUGUUGUAUGAUGCUUAAAAGAUUUCCGUGGAAGGCUCCGAGAGAUUCUGACGAUAAUUUCAAAUUGUAUUGUAUGCCAGACGACGUAGAACACGAUUAUGCGGAAUCUGCCAAGCAUCAUGAAGAAUUACUAAAGGAAAGAAAAGAAAAGCGUCAGAGAUUUUUGAACCACAACGAUUGUUCUACUAUCAGUCAACAGCAACCAGUUCAUGAAUCAAACUCGAACGCGGUUCAAAAUCAAGUCCCAACUCCGACACCUACGCAGGACAAUAAGAACAAUAAUAAGCCUGAAGUAGAAGGACAAAACACCGAAGAUGACGGCAAUAGCGAUCAUGGCAAAGAAAGUGCGCCAAAUAAUAGCAACCAAAGUGCCAAAAUCGAUAUUAAAGCGGAUGGACUAAAGAAUAACGACAUACAAGUUCCAAUUGGUGCUGACAUGGAUGCCCAUACUAAUGCCGAUUGCAAUGCUAACACUGACUGCAACACUAAAGUCAACACUAGUCCUGAUGUAGCUGCACAAAACCAUCAACAACAACAACAACAUCAACAACAUCAACAUCAACAUCAAGACAAACCUCAUAGUAUUGCCUCUGAUAACAGGUCAGGUCAACAACAUAGAGGUCCUCACCAUAAAAAGAUCAUCCACGGCCCAUACCGCUUAUUGCGUCUACUGCCUCAUGCUUCAAGACCCAUCAUGUCUCGAAUUCUACAAGUGGAUCCAAAGGAAAGAGCUACCUUGGAUGAAAUUUUUAGUGAUGAAUGGUUCGUGUCUAUUGCCGCCUGUACUAUGGAUUCAAAAAAUAAAGUUAUCAGAGCGCCUGGUCAUCAUCAUACGUUGGUUAGAGAAGAAAAUGCUCAUUUAGAAACCUACAAGGUUUAA